Sinocyclocheilus rhinocerous is the source of this 1966-nucleotide messenger RNA. Its product is annotated as histone deacetylase 9-B. The transcript is spliced from 11 exons. The coding region runs from base 11 to 1804 and encodes 597 amino acids. NCBI's taxonomy places the organism in Eukaryota, Metazoa, Chordata, Actinopteri, Cypriniformes, Cyprinidae. The record is from RefSeq and is a predicted model, not a curated record.
AUUACACAUAAUGUUCUUGCAAAGGCAUGAGGCCAAAACACGAGUGGACAUUAAGCCAGAGGUUCCACUGGCUCUUGAUCCGGGCUCCCCAUUGGACCUACGUACAGACGUUAGGAUGCAGGGUUCGGCCUCAGAUCCCACUAUGUGGGAAAGACAACUUCAACAAGAGCUGCUCCUCAUUCAGAAACAGCAGCAGAUUCAGAAACAGUUACUCAUCACUGAGUUCCAGAAGCAGCACGAGAACCUGGUUCGCCAGCAUCAGGCCCAGAUACAAGAGCAUUUGAAGUUGCAGCAGGAACUACUUGCUAUGAAGCAACAACAGGAGCAGCUGGAGAAAGAGAGGAAACUAGAGCUCCAGAGUCAGGAGAGAGAACUGGAGAGACAUCGCCGUGAACAACAAGUGCUGGUCCUCCGCAACAGAGAGAAGAGCAGAGAGAGUCUGACAGGUGCAGUGGCCAGCACUGAGGUCAAGCAGAAACUCCAAGAGUUUCUGUUGAGUAAAUUCACCAAAGAUGGUACAUUUAAUGGGGUCCCCCAGAAAAUCACACAGAGCUCCAAACUGUGGUACACGGCCUCCCAUCACACCUCUCUGGAGCAAAGUUCACCUCCUUUGGGAGGAGCGUCCUCCUCCUGCAAGAUCUCCCUGCUCUCCCCACAAGACUCCCGGGAUGACUUUCCUCUGAGGAAGACAGUCUCAGAACCCAAUCUGAAGGUGCGGUCCAGGUUAAAGCAGAAGGUUGCAGAGAGGAGGAGCAGCCCGCUCCUCAGGAGAAAGGAGGGGAGCAUCAUGACACCCUUCAAAAAGAGAGCCCUGGAACUUCUGGAAUCCACAGCCAGCAGCAGUGCACCAGGAUCAGGGCCCAGUUCACCUAACGGGGCCUACAGUGCCUUGGGGGCUGAAAACGGACCCUCCUCUCUACCAGUCACCACACGUACUGAGCGGUGGCCGUCACAGCCGAGGUUAUUAGGGCCUGAAAGCUCAGUGUCUAUGUUAAAUCUGUAUACGUCUCCAUCGCUGCCCAAUAUCUCCCUGGGUUUCUCAGCUGCCUCUUCUCCCAUCAGUGUUGCUUUAGGACUUCAGGAGAAGCAUUUUGAGGGUGGUGGCAUAUCAGCGGUCAUUCCAGGUUUGCCCACCCAUCUUCUGGGUCCAGUCCCCCUGUCUGUUGCUAUGGAGACCAAAGUGAGCAGCAGCCACCAAGCUCUUCUGCAGCACCUCCUCCAGAAAGAGCAACUCCGCCACCAAAAGAUCCUCUCUACUGGUCAAAGUCCUGUGCAUCCCCCUUCUCCGCUGGCCAUGAUGGAAAGCUCUCCGAGCAGCACCCGACCCAAACUGCCUCGUCACCGGCCCUUAAACCGAACCCAAUCGGCUCCGCUGCCCCAGAGCACACUAGCUCAACUUGUGAUUCAGCAGCAACACCAAAACUUCCUGGAGAAGCAGAAACAGUACCAGCAACAGGUCCACAUCAACAAGAUGCUUUCGAAAUCAAUUGAGCAGUUUCGUCAGCCAAACGUCCACCCGCAGGAGUCAGAGGAGGAAGAGGGAGAGGAUUUUUAUGACCAGGCCAUGCAGGAGGACAGCUCGCCCUCUGGUGGCGUCAUCCGGAAGUAUAGUCCCGACAGCAACCGCAGCAACACCUCCGCUUCACCCACCGAGCCACUGGACACUCACCGCGGAGUCAUCCGGGUGAAAGAGGAGCCCAGUGCCAGUGAUGAUGAGACAAUGGCUACUCAGAGCCUGGCCGACAAGCAGAGCUCCUACAUUCACUAUGUUAAAGGCAGGAUGGUGAUCCAGGCCAUGAUAUGAAACGACAGAUACAUCUUCACACUCGCACACGAAGGCACAGGUUAACAUACACGCGACAUGCUUACACGACACAGAGCUUCAGAACUGGUCUCAUUCGUGAACUUGUGAAGUGAUCUCUGUAUUGUACGUUGUAUGUUCUGUAUAUAAUUGAAUAAGAAAUUA